Messenger RNA from Entelurus aequoreus (snake pipefish), 3670 nucleotides. Its product is annotated as MAM domain-containing glycosylphosphatidylinositol anchor protein 2-like. Gene Ontology annotation, biological process: synapse organization; homophilic cell-cell adhesion. Gene Ontology annotation, molecular function: protein binding; axon guidance receptor activity. Gene Ontology annotation, cellular component: plasma membrane; neuronal cell body; axon. The coding region runs from base 475 to 3339 and encodes 954 amino acids. The transcript has 17 exons. NCBI's taxonomy places the organism in Eukaryota, Metazoa, Chordata, Actinopteri, Syngnathiformes, Syngnathidae. The record is from RefSeq and is a predicted model, not a curated record.
GGUGUACUUUGUUCUUUCGCGGACGUCUCACCGGUACCAUCCGCUACGGAGCGGGCUGCUGGUCCAUCGUCAGGCCGACUCUCGCCAUCCAUCGGCGGCCUGGCGACAUUGAUUGAGCCGCUGACAGCGGGACCGGACCCGGCACCGACCUUUCCCGCUCUAGCAUGGACCGGCCCCGCAGCUGCUCGUGACACGCAGCCCACCGGCCUCGGAGGACGGAUGCGGGGUCAGCGAGGACGUGAACGGUACUGAGCGGCGGUUCUUGACGUCAAGUCCAUGUCGGCAUCAAAGAGAGCCGCCUGAAGCCCCGCCUCCGAUCACCGCCCCCCCUCCUCCCCCCCGAACUGCGGGAUGAGCGCGAGCACCUGACCGCCGUGUGGGGGGGCUGCUGGCGGGAACACGCUCGAAUGUGUGCGUGAGACUCCGGAGCGUGCACGCGGACAGAGGAGCUGCUUCCGGCGGGACGAUGUGAAGAUGAUUCCGCUGCUCGCGCUCGUGUGGCUCGUGGGCGGCUUCGUGCACGGCGCGCACGGCCAGGGCGUGUACGCGCCCCCUAGCGUUCGCAUCGUGCACUCGGGCCCGGCGUGCAAUGUGGAGGAGGAGCGACAUAGCGAGCGUGUUUACACCAUCCGAGAAGGAGAAACACUGGAAGUACUUUGUCUGGUCACGGGACACCCCCGCCCCCAGGUACGUUGGACUAAAACGGCAGGCGCGGCGUCAGAGCGCCAAGGCGAGUCGUGGGCGCACAACGAAAGGCUGAAGAUCGAACAGAUCGAGCGCCACCAGGGGGGGCGCUACUAUUGCAAGGCGGACAACGGGAUGGGCUCGCCUGCCAUCCGCUCCAUCCGGGUGGACGUCUACUUUCUGGACCAGCCGCUGAUCACGGUGCAUCAGAGUGUGAGCGACGCCAAGGAGCUGUUCUACUUCGAAAGGACCGUCUUCCUGCGCUGCGUGGCCACCUCCAACCCCCCCGUGCACUACACCUGGCGGCGCGGCCGCGAGCUUCUGGCGCAGGGCGUGGACGCUGGAGUUGACAUCUAUGAGCCCUUUUUCACACAGGGUGAGACAAAGAUCCUGAAGCUGAAGAAUCUCCGUCCCCAGGACUACGCCAACUACACAUGCAUCGCCUCCGUCAGGAACGUGUGCGCCAUCGCCGACAAGCGUGCCCACUUCAGCCUCAACAACAGGACAGCGCCUCCCUCCGUCAAGCUCCUCCUGGACGACCCCCUGGUGGUGAACCUGGGUGAGACGGUCACGCUGGUGUGUGUGGCGUCCGGCGGCGACCCCCCACCCACAUUGAGUUGGGUGAGGCCUGCAGGGGAGGAGCUACCGAAGAGGAGUGUGAUGACGGGCGGCACGCUGACCAUCCCCGCCGUCACCGUGGAGGACGGCGGCGCUUACAGCUGCGUGGCGUCCAACAACGUGGGGAACGCUGCCAGGAAGUCUGCCAACGUUCUGGUCAGAGGUCUCCGCAAAGCACGCUUCUGGAUCACACCGGACCCGUAUCACAACGACGACAACAUCCAGAUCGGGCGUGAGGUGAAAAUCAGCUGCCAGGUGGAGGCCACACCCCCCGAGGAGCUGCGGUUUGGCUGGCUGAAGAACGGGCGGCCGCUGAGGAGCUCCGAGCGGAUGGUCAUCACGCACACGGACGGCGAGGUGUCGCCGGGCGUGACCAACCUGGACAUCAUCGACCUCAAGUUCACCGACUUUGGCACGUACACCUGUGUGGCGUUGCUGAGGGACGGGGGAAGUCCUGAGAUCAGCAUUGACGUCAACAUCUCCUCCACCACAGUUCCUCCAGAGCUCAGCGUCCCCAUGGGGCGCUCUCACAUCGUGGCACAGGAGGGCGACACGGUGGAGCUGCAGUGUCUGGUGUCAGGCAAACCCAAGCCCGUCGUCCUGUGGUUCCGCCUGGAGGAGAGCCCGGAGGCCGCGGUCCUCGCAGCCGAAGCCGCCCAGACGGAAAGUUUUGACGGCGUGCUGCGGCUUGCCAACGUGACGCGAGAGAUGGGCGGGACUUACUGCUGCCGGACCAGUCAGUACAACGGCUUCAACGUCAAGCCCAGAGAGGCGCUCAUCCAGCUGGUGGUGCAGUUCCCGCCCGUGGUGGAGCCCGUCCACUUGGAGGUCCGCCAGGGUCUGGGGCGGGCUUUCAGCCUGACGUGCCGCCUGCUGCGCGCCCAUCCGGCCCGCCUCCUGCGCUACGAGUGGAAGCUGGGGCCCCGCCUCCUGACGGUGGGCCAGUUUGACGAGGACCGCUACGACACGCACUACCAGGUGCGCGCUCUCAACCGGGAAGGCUACGGCGAGUACACCUGUGACAUCAGCAACGAGGCUGGGGCGGGGCGCUGCACCUUCCUGGUCACAGGGAAGGCGUACCCCCCGGAGUUGUACUACGACACGCAGGGCGCCCUGUGGCAGAACCAGCCUCAGACUUACGGCUUCAAGCUGCAGUGGACUCAGAUGGACCCCGACGGAGUGGACCGCAUCCUGGCCUACAGGCUGGGCAUCAGACAGGUGGGACAGUCGCGCUGGUGGGAGCAGGAAAUGGCCAUGGAGGGUAUCAUCCACAAGGGCGAGCUGCUGACCUACAACCUGACUGAACUGGUCAAGCCUGAGUCCUACCUGGUCCGCCUCACACCCAUCACACGCUACGGCGAGGGCGACUACACCGAGCGCGUCAUCGCCUACAGCCCGCCAGUCAACCCACACCUCAGGGAGUUCCAGUGUGGUUUCGAGGACGAGGCCUUGUGUCUCUUCUCUCAGGACAAAAGUGACAACUUUGACUGGACACGUCACAGCGCCGCAUCACGUGACACCAAGUACACGCCAAACACCGGACCCAGCAGCGACCGCAGCGGCUCUAAGCAAGGCUUCUACAUGUACAUCGAGACGUCCCGACCCAGGCUGGAGGGCGACAAAGCCCGCCUGCUGUCGCCCUCUUUCAACACGGCCUCCAGGGGUGCCGCCACUUACUGCCUGGCCUUCUACUACCACAUGCACGGCAAGCACAUAGGAGCGUUGAACGUCCUCCUGCGUCAAAAAGGACCGACGGCGACGGACGCCACGGUCUGGAGUCUGAGAGGUAACCACGGCGACCACUGGAGACGAGCCGCCGUCAACAUCCACCCCACCGCAGCUUUCCAGGUGGUGAUGGAGGGCGUGCGCGGCGCCGGCAUCGAGGGAGACAUCGCCAUCGAUGACGUCACCAUCGAGGAGGGGGAAUGCAAAGAUCCUCCGUCCAACAACUUGAUGUCCCUGGCCCCGCCCCCUUCGCCUCAUUUAUGGCGGCUGGGCGUCACUCUGAGCUUGACUCUGUUUGGUCGCCGCAGGUGACCCCCUCCCACGACCUCAGACUCCUCCCCUCCCUGCUCCUCCAAUCAACGCUGUCCCCCCUGCCACGCCCCUAUGAUGACAUCACAAACGGGCGCUGCCCUCAGUGGGCGGGGCAACCAGGUGACAUUAAGUGCCUUCAUGCAGCCCGGUCGUCGCCAUGGCAACAAGAGCGGGGAAAAUGACAGCAAACUUUUCAAAAUAAAAGAUUUAUUUUCCAAGAAGCACAAAGAAACAUUGUAGAAGGUGUGAAUGCUUGAGAUAGUUCCUGUUUACUUUCCCUUCCGCAUGUUUGAUGACAAGCUCCGCCUCCAACUGACAAUAAAACCUUUUU